ACUGAUUCCAUUAAUUAGUAUCACCUACAAAUUCAACGAAAAUAUUGAACUUGAGGAACCUUCCACCCAACCCAACCCAACCCAACCACCAGGGGUAGUAGAGAAACUCUACUGUCUUUUCCUUUGCACUUUAUAUAAACAAAAUAAAGAAUAAAAUAAUUCAAAGUCGAACGAAGCAAACAUUUGAGCAAAGUCCCAACAGCCUUCCCCUUGGACUUUACUUAAACCCAUUUUUUUUUCAGUCACUUCUUCCCAAAACAAAAAAGAAUCAUGGCGCUUUCGCUUUGCUCUCUGAGAUUCCUUAUUUUCAUCUUCCUCGUAUCGGCAAUUCCCGUGGCUUACAUCAUCUCCGUAGAACGUGCCAAGCCUCCCACCCACGUUUUCCACUACCACAGCGCCGGAUUUUUCCGGGAGUGCGCCAAGUGGGACGACCAGGGCAGUCGGUUCCUCGUUUCUUUCUUGGAAGGUGGCGUCGGUGCGAUCCACGUCCCGGAAGAUGAUUCACCUGACCUCGUACUGAACGAGGUCACAGUGGUCAAAGACUUCGACUUGACUGGAAAUGCUUCCCUCGGCAUCACCGUUGACCGCCCCAGAAACCGGCUGCUUGUGGUUGUAGCCGACUUGCUCGGGAAUCGGUACAGCGCACUUGUGGCUUAUGAUUUGUCCACGUGGAAGCGGCUCUUUCUUGCCCAGCUCAGUGGCCCUAGUAAGUACAACCAUUUAUCUUUUGCAAAUUAUAAAUUAGUAUAAAGUUAUUAUACUACA
This is a messenger RNA of Theobroma umbraticum, 765 nucleotides long. RefSeq lists its product as uncharacterized. Lineage: Eukaryota; Viridiplantae; Streptophyta; Magnoliopsida; Malvales; Malvaceae. The record is from RefSeq and is a predicted model, not a curated record. Gene Ontology annotation, cellular component: endoplasmic reticulum.